GGUAGUUCACUCUCCGCUCGAUAGUUUUUUCAUUUAUUCUCUACCAUUGUUUGAUUUUUUAUAUCUAAAGAAAUAUUUGCAAUUCCCCUUUUGCACAGUAAUUUCCAAAAAUGUCAACUGCCCAAAGAUCAUUUGUGCAGAAAAUGUCAAAGCAACCGGCGGCUGAUGUCCGGAAAAACAUAAGUGUGCAUAUGCAGUCUAAGACCACACACUGCACAUCGAUGUGCUCUUCGACCCUCUCACUUACCGAACCACUUGAUUAUGAAGAAUUUCUAAAUCAACACAUGAAUAUUAUUAACCGAGAUCCGUUAAAGCAUAUUUUGGACUUUCCGCAAGGAGAUGUUACAGUCAAAACAAUACCACGAAAGAUUCGCACUGUAGAUCACAUUAUACCUAAUGAGAAUAUUUCUGAGUUACCCAAACAUGUACAGGAGAGUGUUCGUUGUUACACGAGUCCUUGGAAAGUUGUCGAAUACGCACAUCGCCAUUACUCAAGCUCGUGUUCUACACGUGAACGUAAUGAUCGCGAAACUACUAGCCAUUCGGCGUACCAGCAAGAGUUCGAGAUUGACAACGAUUUUUCUUCUUUUGACGAAUCAUUUACGGACAAAAGUGAAAGCUGCACACCUAGCUCUAGGCAGUCAAUAGUUAGCUUAGCUUCAGUUAGUUCUUGUACCGAUACGCUAACUCCUCGUAGUUCUUGGGCUAGCUUCGACUUACGACGCUCAGUUAAUGAUCCUCUGAUUCCAAAUUUAUUGGAUAAUGUACCGCCGGAUCAGAUUGAUCAAUUGAACGACUCCCGUCGGCAAGAAGAUCGUCAAGGAGCUUUCUUUUCUCUCUAUCCCGAAAUUGAAGUUGAAGAAGCUAUUGAGCGUAGGCUACAAGCGGAGUUGCCAGUAGAGCAUAUAGGUCAUCGCAUACACGUUAAAUGCCUGCAACUCAGAUUGGAGCUAGAAGUAGAACCUAUCUUCGCAUCAAUGGCCAUUUAUGAUGCCAAAGAGCGUCAAAAAGUAUCUGAAAAUUUUUACUUUGAUAUGAAUUCGGACAGUCUAAAGCUUAUGCUGUCAACCCAUGUUCGUUGUGCAGACGUUAGCACACAAAGUCGUUCGGCUAUAUUUGAAAUUUCCUAUCCAAGUAAUGAUUUAUUUCUCGUUAUAAGACUUGAAAAAGUACUACAGGGUGACAUAAAUAAUUCUGUGGAGCCAUAUCUAAAAGAAGACAAGGAAAAAUACAGGGAGAAAGUGAAGUCCAAUGCAAUGGAUUAUUGUGAGCGCCUUGGAAAAUAUCGAAUGCCUUUUGCAUGGACAGCUAUAUACUUGACGAACAUUUUUAAUGGAGACAACUUUGAGAACAAGGACGCCUACGUUGGCGAUAGAGACUCGUCUAACUGUGGUAGCAUUGCUGCUUUAGGUUCUGCUGCAAGCUCAAAUAGCUUAGAUCGAAAGUCUUCUACUAGUAGCUUUGAUCAGCUUCGUAGAAAAGCUAAUGAUAUGAGCGGUACUCUUACAAGGCGCGGUUCACUGGAACGCAAAGAAAAACGUCGCUCUUGGUCACCUGAUGAUUUCGCUAAUGUUGUUGAAAAUUUUCGUCCUAUAACCUUAACGGUGCCUAGUUUCUUUAAGCAAGAGCCCGAUAAAAUGAAAGAUGAAGACUUAUACAAAAUUUUACCCGAACUUAAACGGCCAUGUACGGUUAUAAAGAAAUAUAAAUGUAUUCCGGGAUCUAUAAAGUUGGAAAUAUCGCCAUGUGUUGAAGAUGUUACAAAUGCGUUAACACCAGAAUUGGCAAAAAUCGAGCCGCAUGGAGGAACUAAGACACGCCCAGUUAAAGAAAUAUUAGAGUUUCCACUUCUUCCUAUUUAUAAUCCACACUAUAGCUAUCGGAACUUACUAUUUGUGUCUCCCAAAGAGCUAAAUUUUUCAGCACGUGCAGGUUCUGCUCGAAACAUAGCAAUUCGCAUACAGUUGAUGUCAGGAGAAACUCCAAGUGAGGCAGUCAAUGCCAUAUUUGGAAAAUCUUCAUGCCCAGAAUACGCAACAGAUGUAUUUACAUGCGUCAAUUACCAUAACAAGUGCCCCUCGUUCUAUGAUGAGAUCAAGAUUGCCUUGCCCGCUUCUAUAAAACAACACCAUCAUUUAUUGUUUACCAUCUACCAUGUAUCAUGCCAAAAGAAACCACACGAGUUACAGCUCCCGGUGGAAACUCCCAUCGGAUACACCUGGUUACCACUUCUUGAAGAUGGAAAACUCAAAGUUGGCGAGUUCAACUUGCCUGUCAUGGUUGAAGCACCCCCGAAAAACUAUUCUUUUAUACCACCGAAUGUUCACCUUCCUGGUAUAAAAUGGCUCGACAACCAUCGCUCAGUAUUUUCCAUUAACGUAGCCGCUGUCACAUCAGUUCACACAUUGGAUGCGCACCUCGAUCAAUUCUUUUUGAUGUGCGAAUAUUUAGACUCUGGAAAUAUACCUUCCCAUAUAGGCGAAGGUAAUAUGGAAGCUGAAUUAAAAAAGUGUUUGCUGGAUAUAGAGCAUGCUAAUCGGGAAUCACUUGUAAAGCAUUUGCCCCUUGUGUUAGAUAAGCUAAUUGAAUUGCUAGUUACUACACAUAAAGUAGGUGGACAAACUAUGUGCUUAGGUUCGACAGUGUUUGAAGUGCUAUGUUUGGUUUCAGCACGUUUGUCAAUAUUAAGUGAUGUUGAUCAAUAUGGACGCCAGAGCUUGUUUUCCACGUAUGUUCAGUUUCAGUGCAAAAUACCACACCCGUUGAACACAAAACGGUGCAAAAAGCGAAAUGGUGCAAAUGAAUUCUUAUCAAAAGAAACAUAUGACAGUUAUGAUGUUUUAAGCUCUGAUACUGCAGAACUACAAAAUGAGGCACUUUCGAAUGCAGGGUUAGAAUCUGAUAUGACUCUACGCUUGCUUCACGAAGAGCUCGCCUUGCAAUAUACAUUGUCCAGGGGAAAAGCCGCAGAUUUGGCAAUGACUAAUUCUUGGUUUCUUUUUGAGCUUAUGGUCAAGUCUAUGAUAGAGCACUUAGACAAUUCGAGUACCUUAAAUGCUCCACGUAAACACCGGUUCUCACAACAAUAUAAUGAAGACAUAGCCGCGCUUGUUGCGAUUGUAACUAACAAAGUCAUGGAGUACCACAGCACAGACCCAAGAUUAGCGCAGUCAUUAAACGCAAGCUUAAGCUUUUUAAUUUUUGAUCUAUUAAGCAUAGGGGAUCGCGGAUUUGUUUUUGGCCUAAUUCAAAUAUACUCGAAACUGAUAAUAUCAAGAAAUGCUUCCGGACCUGAGUUGAUGAGCUAUAAAAUUGACUUUCACCGAAUUGUUUGCAGUCACGAACAUUUUAUAGCAUUAAACUUUCCCUUCGGUACUUCUUAUACGACAUUCUCAGCGCCUUGCAGCCCUACUCCCAGCUCAACAUCAAGUACUAGUCAGACUUCAUAUGGCUCCAUUGAACGUUCCUUGCACGCUGACCUAAGUUCUGAGUUUCGUCAACAACAUUUUCUCGUCGGCAUUGUAUUAACUGAUUUGGCCACUGUCAUGGAAAUUCCCAGUCCGCAUCUGCAUGGAAAAGCAAUUAACUGCGUGCGUAAUCUAUUAACUUCACAUGACUCACGGUACGACGCAGAUGUACGCUGCCGAGUAGCUUCACUCUAUAUUCCUCUGCUGUCGAUAGUCAUGGAUAGUUUUUCACAACUUCAUCAAUAUUUAUCGGAUGCUCAAGAUCACGAUCGCCUGCAGCAAAUGGGCCAACUUGAAGACUAUCAAGGACCUCAUCAGACUAUAGCCAAAGCCACUAUCAGCCCUGAAGUAGCAUAUGCUAUUUCUGGUAGCCGCGUAUAUUCCUACAUGACAGAGCCAUCGAAAAGCAAAGUUCCCUUAAACGCAGAGAAUACGCGUCACUUAUUGGCGUGUGUUCUUUGGGUGUUAAAAAAUUUGGAACGGACUGUUCUUUAUCGCUGGUUACUUGGCUUAAGCCCGCAUCGUGUACACCAAAUGUUACAAGUACUAAACACAUGCUUAAAAGCUUUCGAGUACUCGGGUCAAAAGAGGUUGCCCACUUUAAAACGAACCAAUACCCAUAGUUUUCGAAAAACAGCGCCAACUGAUGUAAAGGAAAAGUUAGAAGAAUGCAUUAGAGGAACAAAUUCUGCGCGUUAUGAUUUGAUUAAUCGUCGCAAAGAUCGCAAUUCUACAGAAAAACUUCGCUGGCGCAAGGAUCACAUGCCAUACCGUUCACAGUAUAGUGAAACAGCAUCCAAAAUCGAAACGGAGCUCGAAAUUAGUCAUUUUAUUGAAGGUUCACUUUCUACUGAAAUCUCACUUAUCAUACUAGAUUCCUUAGAAAUAAUAGUGCACGUUGCCACCAAUCUUCAUCACAAUCUUCUUGGGACAGUACUUAAAGUUUUGUUGCAUAGCUUAUCCCGCAAUCAAUCGACAUUGGCUCUACAAAAUUUGUUUGCUUCUCAGCGGGCCUUGAUAUUUAAAUUUCCCAAUCUAUUGUUUGACGAAGAAACUGAUAUAUGUGCGGACUUAUGCCUAUUACUUUUAAAGCAUUGUGCAUCCCAGCUUCCAGGAAUUCGUUCACAGGCAGCUGCAUCAUUGUACUUACUGAUGAGACAAAACUUUGAGAUUGGAAAUAAUUUCGCUCGUGUUAAGAUGCAGGUAACUAUGUCAUUAAGCUCCUUGGUUGGUACGAGUGCUUCCUUUAGCGAACAGUCGCUUCGUCGUGCGUUAAAAACAAUUUUAGUUUACGCUGAGUCCGAUGCAGACUUACAGGAAACUUCUUUCCCAGAACAAGUGCAAGAUCUAUUGUUCAAUCUGCAUAUGAUCCUCUCAGACACCGUUAAAAUGAAAGAAUAUCAAGAGGACCCAGAAAUGUUGCUCGACCUAAUGAAUCGCAUAGCAAAAGGAUAUCAAAACAAUCCAGAUUUGCGGCUUACAUGGCUGGAAAACAUGGCUAAAAAGCACCGUGAACGUGCUAAUCAUACGGAGGCGGCAAUGUGUUAUAUACAUGGGGCUGCAUUAGUUGCGGAAUAUCUAAGUAUGCUCGAAUCGCAAACCCAUUUGCCUAUCGGUGCGGUCAGUUUUCAACGCAUAUCACCAAAUACGUUUAUGGAGUCUGCUGUGUCGGAUGAUGUUCUUAGUCCAGGCGAAGAUGGAAUCUGUCUAGGCAACCACUUCACAGAGACCGGACUAAAGGCGUUGCUGGAAGAGGCAUCCAAUUCUUUUCAAGUCGCAGGCAUGUAUGAAGCUAUGAAUGAAGUUUAUAAAAUAUUACUUCCUAUCUGUGAGGCGAACCGGGAGUUUCACAAGCUCGGAAAAAUUCAUGGCAAACUGCAAGAAGCGUUCAAUCGAAUUGCACAGCUGCACGGUAAGCGAGUAUUUGGAACUUAUUUUCGUGUUGGCUUUUAUGGAGCAAAGUUUGGAGAUCUGGACCAACAAGAAUUCAUCUACAAAGAGCCAACAUUAACAAAGUUGCCAGAAAUAUUUAGUCGACUUCAGAACUUUUAUACGGAAAGAUUCGGUCCUGAUUCCGUGCACAUUAUUAAGGACUCCAAUAAUUUUGACCCAAAUACAUUAGAUUCAGAAAAGGCGUAUAUACAAAUAACUUAUGUCGAACCGUUCUUCGAAACCUACGAAAUGCGUCACCGUGAGACUUACUUUGAACGAAAUUUUAAUAUAAAACGAUUUAUAUUUGCAACGCCCUUCACUAAAAACGGAAAAGCACAUGGAGAAUUACAUGAGCAAUGCAAGCGAAAAACAAUAUUGACAACCGCAAACCACUUCCCAUACGUCAAAACUCGUAUCCAAGUAAUCAAUAGAGCGCAAUUUCAAUUGGAGCCAAUUGAAGUCGCCAUAGAAGACAUCCAAAAGAAGACAUUGGAGUUAGCUGCCGCUACAAAUCAAGAGCCGGCCGAUCCAAAAAUAUUACAAAUGGUCUUACAGGGCUGCAUUGGUACUACUGUUAAUCAGGGACCUAUGGAAAUGGCUAGCGUAUUUUUGUCCAAUCUAUCCGAUGGCACGACUAUACCUACGAAGCAUCAGAAUAAAUUACGGUUGUGCUUUCGAGAAUUUUCAAAACGAUGUGCGGAUGCUCUAAAAAAAAAUAGAAAUCUCAUAUUAUCUGACCAAAAAGAUUACCAGCGGGAACUGGAACGCAACUAUGAACGCUUCGUCGAACGACUGAUGCCGCUUAUCACACUUACAUCUGCACAAACACAAGGAGUUGUAAAAGCUAAUGCUUAUCAAAACAAAAGCACACCACUAAAAUGGUAAUUUACACUAUUUAAAUUCGUGUAUAUUAAUGACAACGACUAUUUAAUCAUUAAUAUUCUUAUUAUCUCAUAUAUUUUUUACAUGCCUAGUGUGUCGGAUUAUUUUAAGUAAAUGUUCAUGUAUACAAUACCUAAAUCUUUAAACUAGGUAUUACUU
Molecule: messenger RNA, 6440 nt
Organism: Drosophila hydei
Lineage: Eukaryota; Metazoa; Arthropoda; Insecta; Diptera; Drosophilidae
Gene: Zir
Product: dedicator of cytokinesis protein 7
Exons: 13
Coding region: 111-6284 (2057 amino acids)
Biological process (GO): positive regulation of GTPase activity; small GTPase-mediated signal transduction
Molecular function (GO): guanyl-nucleotide exchange factor activity
Source: RefSeq, a predicted model, not a curated record